Manihot esculenta (cassava) is the source of this 4080-nucleotide messenger RNA. RefSeq names its product conserved oligomeric Golgi complex subunit 1. Bases 366 to 3602 code for a protein of 1078 amino acids. The transcript has 6 exons. Gene Ontology annotation, cellular component: Golgi apparatus; COG complex. NCBI's taxonomy places the organism in Eukaryota, Viridiplantae, Streptophyta, Magnoliopsida, Malpighiales, Euphorbiaceae. The record is from RefSeq and is a predicted model, not a curated record. Gene Ontology annotation, biological process: intra-Golgi vesicle-mediated transport.
UCCACGAGUAGUUCGAAAGGAUGGUCCAUCGCCUAUUUCUCGUUCGCGCUCGGGAGCCAAAACGAACACGCCUGAUACCUACUGUACUGUACCUUCGACCAGCCAUUCUACCCUUGUGGAAUCGGAACCAACCACCACUGCAUUGCGCUCGAACAGUUGAGCGGCCGCCGGCCGGAAACUUCCGUACACAUACACAGAUAUAGAUUCAUUCUUCGUCCAACUUCACAACCCUUCGCGGGUUGGUCAGAAGUCAGUCAGAUCUGAAAUUCUCCUCUCUCUGUUUUUCUGAAUUGGAUAUGUCAUAUAAUUAAGCAAGACUGGUUUUUGCCCCUGCGUUGUUGAAAACUAUAGCCCAUUGAUCAAUAAUGAGAGUAUCAUCAGCCUCCGCGGACGACCGUGCUGCUACAAUCAGCGGCGAAGGCUACCGAGAUGCGGAGACACUAUUCCGUACGAAACCGAUUUCUCAAAUUCGGGAUGUGGAAGCUACAACGAGAAAACAGAUCCAGGACAAGAAGGAGGAGCUUCGCCAAUUGGUUGGCAACCGCUACAGAGACCUUAUUGAUUCUGCUGACUCUAUCGUCCUCAUGAAGUCCUCCUGCGAGUCCAUUUCUUCUAAUAUAGCUUCCGUCCAAACUAACAUUUGUUCCCUCUCAGCAUCUCAUGUAUCGGAAACCCCCAAAUUCACCAACCCUAACCCCGCUCGUCUCCGAAUCUACGGGAUCGCGUGUCGCGUCAAGUACUUGGUUGACACCCCCGAGAACAUCUGGGGAUGCCUCGACGAGUCCAUGUUUCUGGAAGCCGCUGGGAGAUACAUUCGUGCCAAGCAUGUGCACUAUAAUCUUAUGCAGGCACACAAUGCUGAUGCUGAAUCCAGUGCUGAAUGGGAUCACACCAAGAUCUUGUCCAAUUUCCCACUUUUGCAACAUCAGUGGCAGAUUGUGGAGAGCUUCAAGGCCCAGAUUUCACAGCGGAGUCGCGAGAGGUUAUUGGAUCCGGGCCUCGACAUUGGGGCCUAUGUUGAUGCUUUGGCUGCGGUUGCUGUCAUCGAUGAAUUAGAUCCUAAGCAGGUUCUUGGUUUGUUUCUUGAUACUAGAAAGUCUUGGAUUUUGCAGAAGUUAGCUACUUUUGGCGGUAAUGAUAAUAACGCUGCCACCGGUGAGGUUGUGGCUUCUGUAUUUUGUGAAGUUCUGAAGAUCAUUCAGGUUAGUGUAGCGCAAGUCGGUGAGUUGUUUUUGCAAGUUCUGAACGAUAUGCCUCUGUUUUACAAAGUUAUUUUGUGUUCCCCGCCUGCCUCUCAAUUGUUUGGUGGAAUUCCUAACCCAUAUGGGGAGGUGAGGUUGUGGAAAUUGUUUAGGGAAAGAUUGGAGUCCACCAUGGUUAUUCUUGAUAAACAGUACAUUGCAAGUACUUGUAUGACUUGGUUGAGAGAUUCUGGUGGAGAGGUUGUGAGUAAUAUUAAUGGCAAGUACCUGAUUGAUGCUAUUGCCACUGGUGGGGAACUUUCAUUGGCUGAAAAAUUGAUACGAGGGACCAUGGACAGUAAGCAAGUUUUGCAGGGGAGUUUGGACUGGCUCAAGAGUGUGUUUGGCUCUGAGAUUGAGUUGCCCUGGAGUAGGAUCCGGGAGCUGGUUAUAGAAGAUGACUCAGAUCUAUGGGAUGAAAUAUUUGAGGAUGCUUUUGUUCGGAGGAUGAAAGACAUUAUCAACUCUGCAUUUGAUGAUUUGGCAAAAGGUAUUGAUGUGGAGGACUCCGUUGGCACAAUUGGAGAGGCUCCAGGCGAACAUAUCGACUUCCAGGGUUACCUGAACAGACCUUCCACAGGUGGUGGUGUUUGGUUUAUAGAAUCCAAUGCAAAUAAGUCUAGUCUAAUAUCAGGUUAUAAGGCAUCAGCUGAAGAAAAUGAUUUUGAGAGUUGUCUCAGUGCAUACUUCGGUCCUGAAGUUAGUCAAAUAAGAGAUGCAGUGGACAGUCGCUGUCAAAGUGUGCUUGAGGAUUUACUCAGUUUCUUAGAAUCUCCAAAGGCAGUACUCAGGCUAAAAGAUCUGGGCCCAUUUCUACAAGAGAGAUGUUACAGUUGCUUGUCCACCAUUUUGUCAGAGCUUAAGAGGAUCCUUGACAAGUUAAAUGCUGCCAUGGAAAGUGCCAGCAAGGGAAGUCCAUCUGUGCCACCUGCUAUAGUUGUUGAGAGAUCCCUUUUUAUUGGGAGACUGUUGUUUGCAUUUCAGAACCACACAAAACAUGUUUCCUUGAUACUUGGAUCUCCAAGGUUUUGGACAAAAGAUAAUGUGGCUGCAGUUUUUGACAAAUUACCAUCUGUAUUAAGGCAACCUCAAGUUGCAAUAGAUUCUCCAAUUGCUGGUAGUCCUGGCAGGCAAACACGCGCCAGACGACAAACUUCAUCUGCAACAGCUGCUUUGCUUGGAGCAAGUGAAGAUUCAAGUCCUAAACUUGAAGAACUAGCUAGAAUCACCAGGGAACUUUCCAUCAGAGCUCACAACUUGUGGAUAUUCUGGUUAUCUGAUGAGCUUUCAAACAUUCUUGCUCGAGACCUUGGAAAGGAUGAUGGAUUGUCAGCAACAAUUCCCUUGAGGCAGGGCUGGGAUGAGACAGUAAUCAAGCAAGAACAGUCUGAUGAGAACUAUUCUGAAAUGAAAAUAUCACUCCCAUCCUUGCCUUCUUCCUAUAUUAUCUCUUUCCUUUUUCGAGCAUGUGAAGAAAUUCAUAGGAUUGGGGGCCAUGUACUUGACAAAUUGAUUUUACAAAAAUUUGCAGUAAGACUACUGCAAAAGCUCAUUGAAAUUUAUGAGGACUUCCUAUCGAUUAGAGAUUCCCAUGCAUCUCAAGUGUCAGAGAAAGGAGUUCUACAAAUACUCUUAGACCUAAAAUUUGCUGCAGAUGUUCUUUCUGGGGGUGAUUCCAAUAUGAUUGAGGACCUAUAUAAAAGUCCUACAGUGAAGGUUUCUUUCAGAAGGAAGCUGGAACAAAGACAAACAUACUCAGUCUUUGGAGAGCGUAUUGAAGGGUUAAUUAGUCGUUUUUCACAAAAACUGGAUCCAAUAGACUGGCUUACGUAUGAGUCAUACCUCUGGGAGAAUGAGAAACAAUCAUACCUGCGACAUGCUGUCCUCUUUGGAUUCUUCGUGCAACUGAAGCGGAUGUACACAGAUACCAUGCAGAAACUGCCUUCAAAUCCUGAGUCAAAUGUAAUGAGAUGCUCAUCUGUUCCUCGUUUCAAAUACCUUCCAAUCAGUGCUCCAGUCUUAUCCACAAGGGGAACAGCGAAGGCAUCCAUUCCUGCAGCUUCAGAUGAUAUCUCCUCAAGAAGUUCCUGGAAAGCCUAUAACAAUGGGGAGCUCUCACAAAAGAUUGACUUGAAUGGCAACUCAAGUUUUGGUGUAGCAGCACCAAUUUUGAAGUCCUUUAUGCAGGUUGGCAGCAGGUUCGGAGAGAGCACCCUAAAGUUGGGAUCCAUUUUAACUGAUGGGCAAGUAGGGAUAUUCAAAGAUCGAUCAGCAGCUGCCAUGUCAACAUUUGGUGAUAUUUUACCUGCCCAAGCUGCGGGUCUUCUUUCAUCCUUUACAGCAACCAGAUCAGACUCUUGAUUUCACAUUUCAUCUGUUCUGUUCUCUCCUUUAAUCAGUUGCAAUACUUUAUUCCAGUGAAGAGCACUAAGAAAUUCCCCUAAUAUAGGGAGGUUAUGAUGCUGGAAUUUGGUACCUGUGACCCAAGUGGAAUGGUUAUACAUAUGGUGUGUAUAUAACCAAUGAGAAGAUUCACAGGUGAAGUGAACAGAGGGGUUGGAGCUGUUAAAAUAGUGGUUGUAUUCAAGGAACCUUGAAAAUAGGGAUUUUUAAGUGUUGCUUAUGGGGAAUCAUAAGCAAUUAUGUUCCUAUGUCAAUAUUCUAUUGGGAGGAAUGAAAGUAGUAUAGUACAAGUGUGUGAGAUGUAUAUUUCAGAGUUCUCGUUUAUGUAGAAACUGUUGCCUUUCCCAACAUAACAAGCAGAGUGAACUUUUAUUAGGUUUGAGGUUUUGAUGAUGGAUCUGAAUAUUUAGAAGAUGGUCAGUCUUGGUUCUCGGUU